CGACACACGAGGAUAUAAGGUUUGUCUCGCUCAGCUCCGCUUGAGGGGCGGAAUGAUCGGAAACAAAAGAUAGACAUGUUUUCAACCUACUGCAGCUGGGUUUUGGACCUCGUUGAUUUGACCCACUGCGUCCACUAUACAUGAUAGCAUGUCCACCUUCCCCUAUCUGGGGACAGGCGAACAGACGCCAUUACUCGGUCCACAAUCUGCCAUCUCCUCAAAACAGCUGAUCGAGACCAAAGUGUAUCCGUUGAUACACCUCAUAAGGACAGACAUCAUCUCGCAUAUCGACACGCCAUUGACCUAUGAGCAACUUCAUGCGCCUGAUUCGACAUACACCAUCGUCAGACCUCUGACGGAGAAGUAUCUCGAACUACAGAACCAAUCAAUCAUCUUCUGCCUACUCCUCAACAAGAUACAAUUCACUCGCGAUUCCGCCCAACUGUCAAUCAGUACGCUCUCCACCUCUCGUGCGACUCUAUGUGAAGUGCUGGCCAUACGGGUGUUGCGUGGAUGGUCGGAACGAACUCUGCCUCUCGCGACAGUCCUGCUGACACCUUGGGCACUAUAUCAAGGUGCCUCGCCCGAAGUCAUUGCGAGAGCCAAAGAAGAAGGAGACGAUGAUAUACUGAAUCAAAAUGGAGCUGCACUCGAGAUGGCGAUCAUUAGCUAUUCUAAGCGGUUCAUCCGGAGUCCAUCAUGCCAGAAAGUCAUUGAGGGAAUCUGGUCCGGGAGAAUCAUAUACUCCGGUGUCAACUCGCAUGCCCUGAUCGCGGACAAUUACAAGAAGAAGCCGAUCCAAAUGUACAACCCCCAUAAAGCUCCGCUACUCGAUCACUAUCGGCUCAAAGUCCCCAAGGUCCGAUCGUUUCUCGAGUACACAAAUUUCUUGAUCCUCUUCAUCCUGUAUGUCGUCGCUGUCGAGGGACUAGAAGAGGACCGGAUGAACAAGAAAGAGGCGAUAUUCAUCAUUUAUGCGCUUGCAUACUCGCUUGACAAGCUCGCGACGAUCAGAGAACACGGCUUGGGAGUGUUCAGCAGCUCCCUGGUCAAUGGUUUCGAUCUCGUCCUCAUGCUCAUUUACGCCAUCUAUCUCGGAGCUAGAAUGUACGGCUUUCAUUACCAUAACGCCGAAGCUCUCACCCUCGGUCAAGAUUGGCUGGCUAUUGGCGCAGUCAUGAUCUUUCCUCGUCUCGCCUUUGUCACCCUCGCCAACAAUCUCAUGGUCCUGAGCAUCCGGUCCAUGCUAGUCGAGUUCUUCUUCCUCAUGGCCAUAGGAAUCUUUUGCUUCCUUGGGUUCUUAUAUGCCUUGUUCACGCUUGGACAAGGAAGAUUCGAGCUGUCCCAGAUCGGCUGGUGGCUCUUGGAAGUCUACUUUGGUCUAGAUGCUUCUGGAUUCGAGACCUCACAUGACUUGCAUCCGUUCCUUGGUCCAGUGCUCAUGGUCACCUAUGCCUUGCUAUCCAAUACGCUGCUUUUAACGGUCCUUGUGGCCAUCCUGGGGAACACUUUCGCAACCAUCAAUCAAGACGCCGCCGCAGAGUCCAUGUUCCGUAAGGCUGUCUCUACACUUGAGGGCGUCAAGGCGGAUGCCGUAUUCAGUUACCAACUACCCUUCAACCUCGUAGCUGUCGUCUUCAUGUGGCCAAUGAGCUAUAUCCUCAAUCCUAGAUGGUUUCACAAGCUGAAUGUGGCUAUGAUUCGCCUGUCCAAUUUCCCCGUCCUUAUCGUCAUUGCACUGUACGAGCGGCAACAAUAUCGCGAAACGACACUGAUGGAAACCGUCACCGACUUUAUCGAAAAAUAUGUCGGUAGUAUUCCUCGACGGAUCAAACAGGCUGCUGGAUUUGAAAACUUUGGAUCCAGGCACGACAUCAGUCUCUUGUUUGAGAUUGAGCGCGAAGUUGGCACGUUCUACCGGGAUUCUGAAGAGGACGAAGGAGACGACGUGCAACUCCCGCCCGCCUUCUCAGAUGAUGAAGCUCAAGCGGGCAACAUCAUCGAUCAUGCUCCCUUCACCGCCUCUCCAAGUAAGACCUCAUUCUCACCUGCUAAGCCUCCCUCCGCUGGUCCAGUCGCGCCUCUCUCUCCUGUCGCUAUGGCUGGCCCGUCACAUCGUCGACGCAAUUCGUCCAUCUAUGAGCCAUCGCCUCUUGCGCGAUUGUUCGUUGCAGCGCCGGAUGGCGCUCAGGAUAUUCGACCUCGUCGGCAGAGUAUGCGGGCGCCAGCAGUCGGCUCGCUUCCGAAUACAAGCAGCGCCGCCAUGGUCACCUCCUACUCUAUCUCGCCGUCGCAAUCUGGUGGCAUGUCGCGGCGCCAACAGCAGCAGGCUCAGCAAGCGCCACAGACCGCGCAUCUCCACGUGCCCCACGGACCCCAUCUCGCAUCGUCUCUCGGCCCCUCGCGGGUCGGUCCUCCCCCUCCUUCUAUCCCCACCAUUCAAGAGUCCAAUCCUUCCACCCCUGCGGCGUCUCCCAAACGGGCACCUGGCUCUCUCGGCGUCCCGUUCCCCUCGGCAGGGGGUAAAGCCAGCGAUAUAGUUGCCAAGGCAUCCGACGUUGAUCGGAUUGAAGAGGCAGGCGGGGUCCUGGAGCAAAAGCUAGAGCAGAUGGACCAGAGGCAAAAGCGAAUGGAAGACAUGUUGAGUCAUUUGAUCGACCAGGUCGAUCGGAAACGUACACGUAACGCAAGUUCAAGUUCAACUCGGACGCGACCGCCGAGCCAGUGAAUAUACAUGCCGUCUACAUAUAUAGUGUAAUGUACUGAGCCCGAGUCAAGUUGUUUCCACGCGUCCACGCCCUCUUGGAGGAACGAAACGUAGGCUGAAACAUCUCCGGCUUAUAUCAAGGUCAGUCUUCGUGAAAGAGACUCGAUUUUCCCCCAUUUGUGUGGAUCAGGGUACCGCAACCUCUAUAGAAGAAAGAGAGGAGCAGGGGAGGCGAGAGAUGCAAUACUGCUCGACCUUGACCGGGGGAUGGGAAGGAGGGCGGGGGGGGGGG
Kockovaella imperatae is the source of this 2999-nucleotide messenger RNA. RefSeq lists its product as hypothetical. The transcript has 16 exons. Bases 149 to 2728 code for a protein of 859 amino acids. Lineage: Eukaryota; Fungi; Basidiomycota; Tremellomycetes; Tremellales; Cuniculitremaceae. The record is from RefSeq and is a predicted model, not a curated record.